Aquila chrysaetos chrysaetos is the source of this 5871-nucleotide messenger RNA. It is a transcript of the gene TBXAS1, whose product is annotated as thromboxane A synthase 1. NCBI's taxonomy places the organism in Eukaryota, Metazoa, Chordata, Aves, Accipitriformes, Accipitridae. The transcript has 13 exons. Bases 771 to 2114 code for a protein of 447 amino acids. The record is from RefSeq and is a predicted model, not a curated record. Gene Ontology annotation, molecular function: steroid hydroxylase activity; heme binding; oxidoreductase activity, acting on paired donors, with incorporation or reduction of molecular oxygen.
UUUUUUCUUUGAAAAAAAGAAAGGCGAGUCUUCUUCUAAAAGCAGAAAGCUACAGUGAAUCCACUAGCUUCCCUGGUAAACUGAUUUAAUCUUUAUGUGCCCUCUAUCCCAAGAAAUGGCAUCUGAAUUCAGGGUUACAUUUCUGUAAUGUCUGUACCCAGCUCCAUGAGUGUUUUGGCUUUGUCAGGGAGGAUGGAAAGCUGCUCGCUGUCAGUUUGUUCCUGCGCAAGUAUUUGUAGGCAGCAGUCAAGGCACCUCUGAACUUUCUGUUCAAUAUGCUGCACUAACUGAGCUCCUUAAGCCUCCCACUUAAAAGUUGGUUUUAUUUUUUCUUCCCCAUCCUUGGAUCUCUUUCUACAAGCCUUCUUUGAGCUCCACCCAGUACUCCCACGCCUUUCCUGAACAGGACUGUGUGUAACAGUUGCCUGGUUGUCUUACCUGUGCUCUACACAUUGUUUCCUCGCUUCUGCCCGGUAGUCCCUUUUUAUACCCCUGGGGAUUAUGUUGGUGCUUCUAGCCCCACCAGCAAUGCUUCCAGCUCUAAUUGAAGCAGUGACCGAGGACAUGUCUGUGACCUUUCCAAGCAGAGCCUUCCAUCCCGGAGGUACUCCACAUCUGCAUUCUCCAAACUAAGCAAAGUAGGGAUCCGACAUCCUCCACCUCUUCCUUUCAUUGGAAACCUGCUCUUUUUCAGUGAGGGUUUUUGGGAAAAUCACACAAAACUCAUAACGGAGUAUGGACCUGUUUGUGGGUAUUACAUUGGUCGCCAAAUGUUUGUGGUGGUCUCCACACCAGAGAUGAUCAAGCAAAUCUUAGUGACAGAUUUCAGUAACUUCACCAACAGAACUAAGCCGAACUUGAUUUCCAAGCCAAUGCUUGACAGCAUCCUUUGUCUUCGUGAUGACAGAUGGAAGCAUGUCCGGAGCCUCCUGACCCCAGCCUUCAGCAAUACUAAACUGAAAGAGAUGACACCGCUAAUAAACCAGGCCUGUGAUGUCCUGCUGUGUAACUUGAAAGUCUAUGCAGACUCUGGCAAAGCUUUUGAUAUCCAGAGGUGUUACAACUGCUUUACCUUGGAUGUCGUUGGUAGCGUAGCUUUUGGUACUGAGGUGGAUUCUCAGAAGAAUCCCGAUGACCCCUUCGUUAAGAAUUGCAGAACAUUCUUUCAAAUGUCUUUGUUUAAGCCUCUCCUCAUUCUAAUCCUUUCUUUCCCAUUCAUUAUGAUCCCAUUGCUUCGGAUUUUGCCGAACAAGAAACAAAAGGAACUGAAUGGAUUUUUUAUCCAAACCAUAAAAAAUGCAAUUGUCUUGAGACAACAGCAAGAUGCAGCUGAGAGGCGCAGAGAUUUUCUCCAGUGGAUGCUCGACUCCCGCGACUCAGCUGACUCCCUGGCAGCCGGGUGUUUGGAUGUGAUGAAUCCAUCUGCCGCUUCCAGACAGAACGAGGUGCCUCUUGCUGGCAGGGCCCCGUCUGAAAAGGUUCAGAAGACAUUAACAGAGGAUGAGAUAGCAGGCCAAGCUUUCCUCUUCCUGAUCGCUGGGUACGAGACCACCACUAGCACACUGUCCUUUGCCACGUACUUGCUAGCCACCAACCCAGAGUGCCAGGAGAAGGUACUUCAGGAGGUUGAUGAGUUCUCAGCAAAACACAUGGUCCCUGAUUACCAAAAUGUACAAGAACUCCCUUAUCUGGACAUGGUGAUUGCAGAGACAUUGCGCAUGUACCCACCUGCAUUCAGGUUCACUCGGGAAACAGCUAAAGACUGCGUGGUGCUGGGGCAGCAUAUUCCAGCUGGGGCUGUCAUUGAAACUGCAGUUGGACAUCUCCACCACAACCCUGAGUUCUGGCCAGAGCCUGAGAAGUUCAUUCCUGAGAGGUUUACAGAGGAGGCCAAGAAGGAACGACAUCCCUUUGCAUACCUGCCCUUUGGGGCAGGACCUCGUGGCUGCAUUGGCAUGAAAAUGGGUUUGCUGGAGAUAAAAAUGACUCUGUUGAGGAUUUUGCAGAAGUUUCAAUUUAAGACCUGCCCAGAGACUGAGAUUCCUUUGCAGCUGAAAUCAAAAGCCACACUUGGACCAAAAAACGGAAUCUACAUUAUGCUAGAAUCUCGCUAAAAGAAAACGUACAUCCUGAAGCCUCCUGGGAUGGGACCCCCUUGUUCAGUGACUCACUGGGUAUAAUUGUUUUUCAAAACCCCAAAGCCAGGUAGGAGCCUAAGUCCCACUGAUGGUCAGUAGGUGCUGCCUCGCUGCCCUCCUAUGGGAGAGCCUCCAGUCACUUUUUUAAAUGAAACAUGGGCUCCACAGUCUUUUUGGUGGUUUUCAAAUUGCUGUGAAUAGUAUCUGUAAAGAAGCAUCCCACUUUCACUUGCUUUUCUACGUUACACUUCCUUUCAGUCGUCUUUGAGAAUGCUUUCUUCAUGUUCAAGUUCAAUAAAUGGAGCAGGUGUUAAGCAUACACGUGAUUUACAAUAGAUUUUAAUUACAAUUCAUUAUUUCACACAUCCUUCUCAUGCACUUAUAAGUCCCUACUGUAGAAAAAGCCCAAGAGGCACCACAGUUACAGCAGAAGACGUGGCAUCUAGUGCACUGGAUUUUAUCAUGAACUCUGCUAAAAAUCAAAGCUGAGUCUCCUGCACAAUGCUUAAUCUCUCCCUGUGUCUGUAAAGGGAAGGAGUUGCACCUUCUUCAUGCUUUUGCAGUUAUUUGAAAUACACUUAUAUUAACAAUUUGCACUUCGCACAUUGCAUCAACAUGACUGAAGAGGAAUGAAGCGUUCCCCUGCUUACCAGUUAAGUUCCAGUAGCUAAGGCCAAAGAAAUGAGGUGACACCCAUUUUUCUGGUUACUGAACUGCUGUUGGGAAGGUGGAGAAAAAGAAGAUACAAAUUUAAAGCAAGCAGGAGGACUGGAAGAAAUUUAAGGGUAAUCAGAAGGUGUUGGUACAACAUCUGCUUCACUUUGAGGCCUUUCCUUUCCAAGCAUUGCAGUUGGUGCCAUCCUUGUCUAGCUCAUUGGCUCAAGAAAAUGAAGAGUGCUGCAUGCAGUAAAGCCAAUGGCAAGGGAGAUCAUCAGUCCCAGCAGCUCUCUUGAUUCCUUAUGUGACCCCAGAGCAGGUCACAUCCCACGUGCCUCACUCCGCUCAGGAAGGAACUUGUCUGAUUGCCAGCUGCGGCAGCACCGUGGAGCCAUUCAAGCUGUAUGACUGUGCACAUGCAUCUUCACAGCCAAAGCAACAGUACGCUUCCACUCUUCACGUUCCCUCCACGCUUUCCUACUCCUCUACAAAGCCCUUCAGUCACCACACAGCUAGUGGAGCAUCACACAACAGUGAUUGAUUGACCAGAAAAAAAACCCCAAACGUUGCCUUCAGUGGGCACCACAAACUGGUUGGCUGUACAACAAAACCAUGAGAGGAGAUGGUCUCAGUCUCAGAGUCCUUUUUUUUUUUAAGUUGUUUUUAUAAAUAGCAAAAAUUCUUAUGGCACCAUAAAAAUAAGGAAGCACCUUUUGGUUCUUGGCAAGUGUUGACCUUCUGCCUGCUGACAUACUCUGCUUGAGGUUUCCUUAGGUACAACCUCUCUCUUGGUGGAAUGCACAGAGACGUGUCAUGGCAGCAGGAGGAAGAGACUGAGUGCUCAGCUUCGCUGCAAGAAUUGCUGGAAGGAGCCAUCUGCUCACUGGUCCCUAGCUAGUUCCAUAGUUUCUCUCCAGCAAGCACCUUUUGCUGCCUUUUUCCCACAUGCUGCCUCAACACUGAUCAAAUUACUGCAUCUUGCUCCUGGAAGAUUUUCUUUCUCUUUCAUGCAUUUUUUUUUUUAUUUUUUAAUUUUUUUUAAAGCAGAACUGUACAGGUAGUGUUGGUAAAGUACUGACUUGGCAGUCUUGGAAUUGUUCCUUUUUCCAUGGAGCAUCUCUGGCAUGCUCAACAGAAGUGCCCUGUUACAGACACACUGAUUAUAUGAAUUACUGAUGGAGUGAAUAUUAUUUAUUUGAAAAGCAACACACUGUAUAUACCCUAGUUCCUACAUAUUAUCCAUCGUUUUUCCCUCUUGAAAACAGUGUCCUGGCAGUUGAUUUCCUGUACAGCUUAUACAUACAACUGGCAAAAAGUUGGAAGGGCCUUGCCUAAAAACUUGCUCACCUACCUGAAUGAGCAGGAAGAUCAUUGCAGUCUGAGGUCACCUGUCAAAGGCUUGUUUGUCCCUUCAAAAUUUUUUUCCUGUUUUUCUUCCUUACGUGAGUUAGCAGGUUGUUGUGUGCUUCAGUUUUGACCAAAUAUUCUGAGCCUAAAUCAAGCUUGUGCCUUUCUUCCAUAUGCUUUUGUAUGGACUGUUCUACAACUUGUCUGAAUGCUGUUUAUAUCCUCAAUAUUUAUCCAAGAAAGUGCCGCUAACGUGUAGAGUAGUUGAACUCAUCUUUCUGUGCCUGAACAGAGCAUUAUCAUCUUGAAUACUGUGUUGACUUCACUGGAAAAAAACAGUACUGCAGUGGCUGCAACUGUGCAUUGCAUUUUACAGGCUUGGAAACUGCACCAAGAGUCUUUCCCAGCCACUCCUAAGUUGAACACAGACAGUAUGUGUGCGUGUAAACUCACUUGAGUCUGUGCUAAGGGUUUUUCAACUGUCCUGCAAAGUUUUCUCAUUAGGAAGAAAUGAAAACCUGUUUUCACCUGUCAGUUUGUAGUGGUGUGGAAUAGAGGAAUUAUUUUUGCAGCUGUGGGCCAAGGCAGAUGUCUGGAAGUGCAUCAUCCCUUGUUCUACAUGCAGGCCUAGCAAGACAGCUAGAGAAGAUGGGGAAAAGCCUGCCAACUUUCCAGUAAUAUAGGAAGAGCUGCAAGCCAUUUCUUCCUUUUAAACAACAGCUGCUGAUACAGUCACCAGACACUGCACAGACAUUUUACCUGGAUACUUACUUAAUGAUACUUACUUAAUGAUGCUGGCCCUCAUCCUGGCUGUGUGGGCUUAGCAACAUACUUACAGAGCGAGCUGUGUUGAGGGACCAGCGCUGCUCUAGCCCCCUGGAAGCACACAUUUGUAAAAAAACAAGACACAAGACUGACAGCAGCUCUCCAAACCAGAAACUGGUAAUGCCAUGUUAAUCACUGUGCUUGUGCACCCAUAUAACAUGGUCUCAAACUGAUCCUGAGCAGAACUGGCUUUAGGAUUCAUAAAAAACCCCCAACAAACUACCAAAAAAAGAGCAUUAUGUUUAUAGUUGCAACAUCAAAACAUAACUUCAUAUCCUUAAGUUAUGGUGACUGUUAGCAUUUCUGGUACAGCAUGCUUCAGUCAACAGCAGUUGAGUCUAGAGAGGAACAAGGAAGCUGAUUUAAAAUAAUUUCUCUCCUCAGAAACAGUAAGUGUGUUGUCUUGCAUUGCUGAGCUGUGGGUUUGUUUAAAAUUGGGCAUGUCUGUUUUACAAAAGGGUCUUAGUCAUUCUCUGACAGCUGAUACAAAGCAAAGGCUGCUCGGUAAAGGAAAGCUUCUAUUAAAAACAUCUUCUGGGACUUUGCAAUGAUUACAGAAAGCUGUCAGUAUAAAAUGGUAUUUUUAAUGAGACUGCUGAUAUAGGAAACCUUUACAGUUUUGUACUUUAUAAAUAGUAUUACUAGAAAAACAAAGCUGCAUGUUAGAAAUUAUUAUGCUUCAUUGAUUGCAAAUUUGAACUAUCUGUUCUCACCUGGCAUUAAUUUCCUCUCUGUGUGUGAUACUUUCUGAAAUGACCACCUUCUCAUUUCCCUUUUUUAAAUGAUGUUUCCAUCUUGGACACCGCUUCACCUAAUAUCAGACUCUUCUGUGCAUUUACAGUAGUAAACAUGCUAAAAGAAUUUACAGCUGACUUAUAAAAUGUUUAUUUCAUUGCUUGGUUCA